This is a messenger RNA of Enterospora canceri, 1794 nucleotides long. The record is from the annotation of a GenBank genome assembly. NCBI's taxonomy places the organism in Eukaryota, Fungi, Microsporidia, Enterocytozoonidae.
AUGUCUUCUCCUCGUGAUACUUCACAUGAGAACUUUGCUCUCCUCACCAACACGCGUGUCCACGGCGGAAAGGCGGCCUACAGGAAGCACCUGACUGAUCUACAGCCGAUGCAUCGGGCAUUGAGGACGUCAUUUGGCCCAAUGGGCCUUGAUAAAAUGUGCAUUGAUGCAACUGGUGACGUAUUCAUCACAAAUGACGGUGCUACGAUCUGCAAGUCGCUUCUUCUCUCUGAGCCAGUCUGCAACAUCCUACGAAGUGUGGCAGUUGAGCAGGACCGAUCUGUUGGAGACGGAACGACGACAGUGGUGCUGCUGAGCCACGCACUGAUAUCAAAUGGGGUGGAGCUGAUCAACAAGUUCAGCCUGGAGCCAACUGUGGUAGUGAAUGGGUACAGGAUGGCAUUCAACGAAAUAGUAAAGAAGAUGAUGUCAAGGGGGGUGAACAGUGUUACUAGUAAUAACAUUACUAAUGUUAGUAGUGUUACUAGUAAUAACAAUAGUAAUAACAAUAGUAAUAAUAACAAUAGUAGUAACAGUAAUAACAAUAGUAACAGUUAUAACAUCAUCACCUCCACCCUUGCUUCUAAGAUACUCUCUGAUCACCUAUCUCAUUUCACCAGCAUCAUCACAUCCAUCACCAAUCCGAGACUGAUCAAAAUAGUCAAACAGACUGGUGGAUCAAUCAGUGACAGCCACCUGAUCAGUGGACUGGUGCUGAACUGCACCGUGGCCGAUGAGCUGAUGAACUCGUUCAGUUCGAAACAGACUGGGAUAUUUCUGGGUGACUUCAGCCUGAUGAGGGAGAAGAUGCCUCUUGGAACAGCGUACGCGGCAGUGGACGAGACUGACCAGAUUGGGCAGUGCGAGAGGGAGCUGACUCUGAGGCGGCUGAAUGAGAUCGUAGGUGACGGCGUCAAAACGAGGCUGAUUCUGCUGACUGGUGGAAUGGACGACUGCUGCGUCAGGGAGUGCGUGAGACUGGGCGUCACUGUCGUACGACGAGUCCACGUCGACGAUCUGCGACUGAUUCGGAGUGCGACUGGGGCAGUGAUCAACGAUGCACCCUGUGGAAGUGGCAGUGUCAGAGGCGGAUUCAGAAUCAGGCAGUUUGGGGAGCACAGGAUGGUUGAGAUCGACUGUGGGAUUCAGACAGUGGUGAUCAGGGGAGGAAGUAGACAAAUAUGCGAUGAGGUACACAGGGCAAUGAAUGACGUACUGAGGGUGGUAGGUAGUAACAGUUGUGAUAGUAAGGGUGAUAGUAAUAAUAAGGGUAGUAACAGUAAUAGUAAUAAUAGUAAUAUUACUAGUAACAAUAGUAAGGGUAGUAAUAUUACUAGUAAGGGUAACAAUAGUAAGGGUAACAAUAUUACUAGUAACAAUAAGGGUAACAAUAGUAACUCUAGUAACAGUAACAUUAGCAAUGUCAGUGUCCUACCUGGUGGCGGUGCUAUUGAGCAGAUGCUCUACAGCCACCUCAGGGACUAUGCCAGUCGCAUUGAGAUGAGAGAGCACAUCGCAAUCUACAAAUACGCAGAGGCACUGCGAGACAUCGUGGUUGGGCUGGUUGAGAAUGCAGGUGACUGCGGAUUGGAGGUGUUUGGCCAAAUGGAGCGGAUGAGUCUGGAGACAGGGGCACCGUGUGGCGUGAACAUCACUGAGGGUGGAUGUGUCGUAGGAGACAACCUGAAAAGUGGGGUGGUGGAGCCAGUUGGAUACAAAAUGAAGGCAUUGAAGGCAGCUACAGAGGCAGCAAUAGCAGUUCUAAGGAUCAAUGAAGUGAUUGAGUUUGAGUAG